UAUCUUAUCUGUUAUUACACAUUCACUACACAGGUGUGGCUGACGAGGACGUUUUUCCAGAAAAAGAGAUGAGUGCUGAAAUCAGCACCAUCCCCUCGUUACACUUGUAUUUGGAUUCCUUUUGGUCAUCCAGUGUAGGGUCCCACAGCCCUGACGUAAACGCCACCAACGCAUGGGUAACAGCACCCACAUCUUUGUACAACCCACCCGUUUCCAGCAGCGUUAGAAUGGACCCGGCCCAGUCCAGCCCGACUCCAGAUGAGUCCUCCGAAAUAAGUUCUGAGUUUCAAACCCAGCUCGACCUGUUCCUUAAGCUGGGGUUUUCUCAAACGCAAGUCCGUGCCGCUUUCCUUAAACUCGGCCUCAACGCAGACACCAACAGGGUUUUGGGUGAGCUGAUACAGGCUGCUGGGGAAUCAGAAGAGAGAGAGGAAUCGACAGCUUCCCCGGUGCUGGUUUCACGUGGGGAUGCUUCCUCUAAGGUCCGAAGCACCCAGAAUUACUGUCAUAAUGCUCCGGCAGUGUCAAGCACUUCAGAAGAGCUGGUAGAGGACGAGGACGCACUCAGACCAAUAGUUAUUGAUGGGUCUAACGUAGCCAUGAGCCACGGGAACAAGGAAGUUUUUUCCUGUCUGGGAAUUCAGUUGGCAGUGAACUUCUUCCUGGAGCGGGGUCACGUCGACAUCACGGUGUUUGUGCCUUCCUGGAGAAAAGAGCAGCCGCGACCUGAUGUACCCAUUACAGAUCAGCACAUUCUGCGUGAGUUAGAGCGGAGGAAACUCUUGGUGUUCACACCAUCCAGAAGAGUGGCAGGAAAACGUGUGGUUUGCUACGAUGACCGUUUUAUUGUGAAGCUGGCAUACGAAUCUGAUGGCAUUAUUGUAUCCAAUGACACUUACCGAGAUCUGCAAGGAGAACGUCCCGAAUGGAAGCGUUUUAUAGAGGAGAGGCUUCUAAUGUAUUCAUUCGUCAAUGACAAGUUUAUGCCUCCGGAUGACCCGUUGGGAAGAUAUGGACCCACCCUAGAAAACUUUCUCAGGAAGACUCCACGUAUUCCUAAGAAACAGCCCUGUCCUUAUGGAAAGAAGUGCACUUAUGGAAUCAAGUGCAAGUUUCAUCAUCCAGAGCGAACCAAGCAAUCCCAGCGUGCCCUGGCUGAUGAACUCCGAGACAAAGCCAAAAUUUCAUCCACACCGCACAAACCUCAACCAGUUUCCAGUCAGAGUCCGUCUCUGGAGGAAAUCAUGGAACAGAAACUCUCCCUGGACGCUGGCUCUCUCAAGAAGAGUUACGGCAGUGAAAAUGUCCUUGUCAUUAAAGCAGCCCCCCAGCCAACUCAAAGAAAGUUUCCUUUGAAGAAAGAACGACAGCAUUCGCCAACAAAUCUAGAUUCCUUUCCCAAUGGAUCUCAGGAGCGUUUGGAUUCUGGCUUGGGUUCCUACGAAUGCCAUUCUCCUGAAACUUCCCAUUGUGACCACAGGAAGUCCAAACCAUCCAACAGUGGGCGGCAUCGUUACGUUCUGGCCAAUAGCCAACCCUGCAGUUGCUGUUCCUACCAAUCCUUAAGCACCAGUGGAGCCGGUCAGCAACAUAGCAUGGGCCUGCCCAGCUCACCAAACCCAAGUUAUGCUCAACCCCAGUAUCACUCCUAUGGAGGAGGUCCAGUUUACCCACCUGUUAACAUGUCCCAGUAUUCAUUUCCACACAGCAGAGGGCCUCCUCCCCAACAGGGCUACUGGUCUGACCAUUAUGGUGGAUAUCCUCCAGCGUCCCACACUCCCAUGCAGCCAGAGAGAGGACAUGGACACUGGACGCCUUCCAAUCACAGUCCUCAGUGGUCCGAACGGAUGCAAGUGAGGAAGAAAUUACUUGCAAUUUUCAAUGCACGUUUGGUGGACAGAGCCAUGGACAGAUUCCCAUUUCUCAUGGACCCACAAAGACUGGCCGCAGAGAUUUUGACCCUUCAGUCUCAGGAUGGGGCUUUUUAAUUUAUCUUAGUUGAAGGACUAGGUGAUUAGACUAAGAUUCUGGCACCAAAGGUGUUACAACAAGUUCUCAGCCACAACCACAAGAAGUGAUUUCACUUGAGUCUAUUGCGUAAAUCAGUGUAACUCCGCCCACAGUGAAAUGUCUUCGUUCUACAAACAUAGAUGUCUUUUGUCAUGCAUUGUUUUGCUUUUCAGUAGGGACAGAAAAUGAAACAGUCACGUAAUUAGGUGUGGCUUUGCCCACAAAGAAACCUCAUUGGUCCAGUGUCCCGCUUCAUAUCAGAUAUGUUCUGAUUGACUGUUGAGUCAUUCAGCACAUUUCUUUCAGUGAGGACAGAAUUUUUUUUUGUUGUUGUAAUCUUUUGCAUAAUGCGAUGUAGCUCCACACAUAGUGAAAUCUCAUUGGUCCACAGUUCCGCCUACAUAAAAUUUGAUGUUCUUAUUGGCUGUUUUUGUCAAGUCAUAGGCAGUUUUGCUUUUAGCAAGGACAGAAAAAUUGAGACUUGACUAUAAAAAAAAAUUGACAUUCCUAAUCCGGACACAAUUUGAAAUUAGAUAUAUUAAUGUCUACACAAUUUUAAAAAGUAAUUUAAUAGAUGUUUAAUCUUUGACUCAAUACAAGCUAUUCAGAAGUUUUUAUUUCUGUUGGUUUUAUUAACCAACAGGGUUUUUUUCCAUCUUGCUGUGGUUGGCAAGAGUUUAAUAUCAUUUCUUUCCAUUGUUUAAAAAAAAAAUUAGUUCAUAUUUGAUCAUGGAAUAAAAAAAAUUCAGAUUUAUUUGUGGAAAAAUAUUUAAAUGCAAAGUCGGCAACUCCAAAGCUCCAAAAGUAUAAAAAAUAAUGUAUUAUUAAAAAGCUAUCGCAUAGCGUAUGUAGUGACGUUUCGAGCACGUAGGCUCUUCAUCAGAUUUAUUUGUGGAAAAACAUUUUUUUUUUAUGUGUUUAAAGUGUUAUUAUUUGUGGUUCUGCAUUAUUUGUGGUACCGAGUAUGUUGAAUGUGUUGGCACCGUGUGCCGUAACAGACAUUUGUUAAGUAGAACUACCACUAAGGUAGAAGAGUAUGCACGCUUUGGUGUAUUUUUCCAUUUUAUUAAGUGCUAACUUAAAAAAUAUCCUAAAGAAUGCAAUGAUCACCAGUGUAACUUAACAUAAUUUCUCAAAGUUCUCAAAGGUAAUUGCCAAUUGUCGUGGAUCUUUUGCUGCCUCUGUUAGUUUGUAUUGAGGCUGUUUAGAGUUAAAAAAAAUUUACUAAGUAGGCAAUUUUUUUUUGCCAUUUUUUGUUUUAUUUAGCUGCAUGUUCUUUGCUCAUUUAAAUAUGUCAUUUUCUUUUUUUAUGCUGUGUCUCAUGUUAUGAAAAUAAAAUGCCAUAUUUUUGUACCCA
Carassius carassius (crucian carp) is the source of this 3367-nucleotide messenger RNA. RefSeq names its product ribonuclease ZC3H12A-like. The record is from RefSeq and is a predicted model, not a curated record. The transcript is spliced from 5 exons. Gene Ontology annotation, molecular function: RNA endonuclease activity; metal ion binding; mRNA binding. Gene Ontology annotation, cellular component: cytoplasmic ribonucleoprotein granule; nucleus. Lineage: Eukaryota; Metazoa; Chordata; Actinopteri; Cypriniformes; Cyprinidae. Gene Ontology annotation, biological process: 3'-UTR-mediated mRNA destabilization; nuclear-transcribed mRNA catabolic process, RNase MRP-dependent. The coding region runs from base 69 to 1988 and encodes 639 amino acids.